GCAUUUGAAUGAACAUUGUCAUAGCUUCAUAGGAAAAAAGAAAUAUAUACGACACCUUCCUCUAUAUAUAGAUGAUUGCACCUAUUUCUCUCCUCAUUAUUCUUAACAAAAUCUACACCUCAAAUCUUUAUUCUCUUUCUCUUCCUCUUCAAUCUUUUUGUUGACUUAAUUUUCAACUUUCUUGUUUUUGGUCUUAGGAUAUAUAUUAUUCUAUUAAUUCUCCUAAGAAUUAGAAAAAAUGAAAGACAUUGUAGGAAACCCUUUGCGCCUAAAAUCAGUGAAUCAUAUCUCUCUUAUCUGCAAAUCAGUAAAUGAAUCUGUUGACUUCUACCAAAAUGUUCUUGGAUUCAUUCCAAUUAGGAGGCCUGGAUCAUUUGAUUUUGAUGGCAAAUGGCUAUUUGGCUAUGGAAUUGGAAUUCACUUGCUACAAGCAGAGGACCCUGAAAACAUUCCAAGGAAGAAGGAAAUUAAUCCAAAGGAUAAUCAUAUAUCUUUCCAGUGUGAGAGCAUGGAUGCAGUAGGGAAAUAUCUUGAAGACAUGAAAAUUGAUUAUGUACGUGCAAUGGUGGAAGAAAAUGGAGUUAAAGUUGAUCAAAUGUUUUUCCAUGAUCCAGAUGGAUUCAUGAUUGAGAUAUGCAAUUGUGAUAGUCUUCCAGUUAUUCCAUUAGCUGGUGAAAUGGCUAGAUCAUGUUCAAGACUUAAUCUUGAGAUUAUGCCUCAACAGAUACACCAAGUUGUUAAGCAAAUUUGAUCAUGAGGAUUAGCUUUUUAUUUUAUCUUAAUUUUGAAUUAUUGGGGAAUAAGAAAGAGAAGUUAAUUAUUAAGUAUCAAUAUUAUGAGGAAACUCUUUCUUUUUUUAAUUUAUGUAUAUGUUUUGUACUUUGUCAAUUUGUUUCUUCUAUUAUAUUAUGGAUGUACUAGAUUC
This is a messenger RNA of Trifolium pratense (red clover), 925 nucleotides long. Its product is annotated as glyoxylase I 4-like. The transcript has 3 exons. The record is from RefSeq and is a predicted model, not a curated record. The coding region runs from base 239 to 751 and encodes 170 amino acids. NCBI's taxonomy places the organism in Eukaryota, Viridiplantae, Streptophyta, Magnoliopsida, Fabales, Fabaceae.